UGGAGAUACCAUCAAAAUUCUCCCAAAACAGAACAAUAAUCUUCUCAUAAACUAAACUGCGCGACUCGCUGUCUUCGAGCCCCUCUCGGCGGUUUGCCGCCCUCUCGGGGAUUUGCCGCAGUCACACCCGCCGGCCGUAUCGGCACCGACGCCGGCAAUAACCAAAGCUCGAUAUGGAGCCCUUCCACCCUUCCACCCUUCCAACUGCCAAUCCCAGGACUCGGCCUUCUCGUUGGCGGGUUUGAAGAUCCCAUUUUGUAACUAUGAAGCUACUGUGCCGUUACCGAUUGUCAAAUUUGUCCGCGCAAGACCCACCCCGAGGAGAAGGAGGUGGAAAACGAGGUGCAAGCUGGGUAUAUAAAGGCAAGAAAAAUGAAGCCCACUAUGCUUGUCAACAACUCGCUGAGCUUCAAAGUCUUGAUACAAUCACCUGUUCUUCUUUUCCCUCUUCACUUUCAUCUCCUCACACAUCAAACUAGACACCAUGGCUACUAGCGAGGCGUGCUGCAAGUUGGCUCCGGUCACCGUUGACUACACUCCCAAGGGCAAAUACGAGAGGAUUGCCGGCAUCAACACCUACAUCGUGGGACCUGAGAAUGCCACCAAGGGAAUUAUCGACAUUUACGACAUCUUCGGCAUCUGGCACCAGACCAUCCAGGGCGCUGACCGUCUCUCCGCUCACACUGGAUUCGUCGUCCUAGUUCCUGACUUCUUUGACGGCCCGGGUCUGGACAUUGACGCCGUUCCCAUGGACACUGAGGAGAAGCAGAAAAAGGUGCAGGCCUUCUUUGGCUCCACUGGCAACCCCCAGACCAACCUGGAGAAGCUGCUGGUCCUCCGUAAGGCACUGACGGAGAAGUUCCCGGCCGUGGAGGGCAACUGGGGUCUGUUUGGCCUCUGCUGGGGCGGCAAGCUGGCUGUUUUGGCUUGCGGAGAGGGCAACGAGGGUGUUGGUCGACGAUUCAGCGCCAGCGGAACGGCUCAUCCUGGUCUCAUGGAUGAGAAUGACGCCAAGGUCCAGACAGCUCCUCAUCUCUUGCUGGCUUCCAAGGAUGAGCCUGCCGACAAGGUUGCUCUGUACAAGGAGAUUAUGGGCGAUAAGAUUGAGUCUACUACUUAUGAGACUAUGCACCACGGAUGGAUGGGCGCCAGAGCUGACCUGAAGAACGAGGCUAAUGUCAAGGAGUAUGAGCGCGGUUAUAAGCAGGCCGCCGACUUCUUCGCCAAGCACCUUUAGGCGGAGAGAGUUGGUAGUUGGGGCGGUUUCAAUAUAAAAAAAUAUGUAAAAGAAAGAAUC
Molecule: messenger RNA, 1297 nt
Organism: Trichoderma harzianum CBS 226.95
Lineage: Eukaryota; Fungi; Ascomycota; Sordariomycetes; Hypocreales; Hypocreaceae
Exons: 3
Coding region: 485-1237 (250 amino acids)
Molecular function (GO): hydrolase activity
Source: RefSeq, a predicted model, not a curated record